AGCGAGCAGACCUGGCUGCAACCAUGGCUCCCACUGUUUACGGACCGGGUCACUUCUUCAAGGAGACUUCAGUUCACAAGCUGAGAAAGCCAAUGGUGGAGAAGCUGCGGCGAGACCGCAUCAACACCAGCAUCGAGCAGCUCAAGUCCCUGCUGGGCCCCGAGUUCCUCCGGCAGCAGCCCGACUCCAAGCAGGAGAAGGCCGACAUCCUGGAGAUGGCCGUGUGCUACCUGAGGAGCUGGCAGCAGCGGCAGCGUAUCCCCUCCUCCUCCUCCAACGGCUACGCCCACUGUGUUCAUCAGGCCGUCAGCUUCCUCUCCCACUGCAAGGUCCAGAGCCCGGCCCAGAGGCGACUGCUCGGACACUUCCAAGACCUGCAGGCGUCCAGCGGGACCAACAGGGGCGCUCCGAAAACCCCGUCGCCCCCGGGCUCACCUCUCAGCUCCUGUAAGGGUGCCAGCCCGGCUGGUGUUGCCCUGUGGAGGCCCUGGUAAAUGCUGACGACCACAAGCCACAAGGUAAAGACUCUGUGAAGUCAAGUUCUUUUGGGUCACUGGGUGGCCAAAUAGGCGCCGUCUGCCAGUAUUCCUUUGGGAGGAUUUGAUGAGGUUAAGGUUUUACUGAACGACUUCCAUCGUCACCGUGUGACCGUGUGUAUUGACUGUGACAUCGCACCCACGUUGGGUUCCGAUUUAUUGAAGAAUUCUUUGUCUUUGAUACUGUGUAUCAGUUAAGCGUCC
Messenger RNA from Phycodurus eques (leafy seadragon), 740 nucleotides. RefSeq names its product transcription factor HES-5-like. Gene Ontology annotation, cellular component: nucleus. Gene Ontology annotation, molecular function: protein dimerization activity; RNA polymerase II cis-regulatory region sequence-specific DNA binding; DNA-binding transcription factor activity, RNA polymerase II-specific. The transcript is spliced from 2 exons. Gene Ontology annotation, biological process: regulation of transcription by RNA polymerase II; regulation of neurogenesis; anterior/posterior pattern specification. The record is from RefSeq and is a predicted model, not a curated record. NCBI's taxonomy places the organism in Eukaryota, Metazoa, Chordata, Actinopteri, Syngnathiformes, Syngnathidae. Bases 24 to 494 code for a protein of 156 amino acids.